Scedosporium apiospermum is the source of this 2247-nucleotide messenger RNA. RefSeq lists its product as uncharacterized. The coding region runs from base 1 to 2247 and encodes 748 amino acids. Gene Ontology annotation, cellular component: membrane. The record is from RefSeq and is a predicted model, not a curated record. The transcript is spliced from 10 exons. Gene Ontology annotation, biological process: arachidonate metabolic process. NCBI's taxonomy places the organism in Eukaryota, Fungi, Ascomycota, Sordariomycetes, Microascales, Microascaceae.
AUGGAGAGCAGGUUAGAACCCUGGCCAAAUGCAGCAGUAACGGGAGCUCAUCGCAUGCGAGGACGCGCUAGCAAAAGCGGUCUCAUCAACCUUUUGAUCAAGGGCUUGAACAGGAGCCACCGAGACUUCGAGGCUCCUAUUGUCGGGGUGGGUCAGAACGAGCAGCGACCUACCUCGGGGGAUGUUCAUCUUCACAUAGACCCGACGAUCAUCCAGUCUGAUCAUCCCAAGCUCUACGCCGACUGUGAAGGGCUCAACGGAGGGAACAGCCCGCCUCAGAGCCUUGCCGCCGCUGCCAAAUAUAGCACCAAGAAGAUGCUGCAAAGGCUAGCAAAGAACGUUAGGCUCUAUUGGCGGGGAAGCGAAGACGCAGGACACCAGAUCAGUCCUUACUUCGGAUUCGCUUUUGAUCACUUUGCAUCGGAGAACGGGCUGAAGGCCCCGUUCGACUUUGUGAAGGCCUCUUUCUCCCUUCAACCUGUUUGCCGCGACUUCGGGGACAACAUCGUCUAUCUCGCAUCUGUCUUGAUCAAGAAAGAAUUAAAUUCGGACCUAGAUGCGGCAGCCAUUUUCAACCCCAUGAGUAGGGACCAGCCCAUGUGUCUUUCGUGCCUCAUGAACGUCCCCGAGUAUGUGCUGCCGUGCAAUCACAUCCUCUGCAAGGAUUGUGCUAUUUUUCAAGGAAAUCUGGUCGACUGGUCUGAUGAUCGACUUAUCAAGAGCCGCCAGUGCCCGUUGGACCCGUCGGAUGAAGGCGAGACCCAUAUUCGGCUUCAGAAGCCCGACAUGGGGGUCCGUGUUCUAUCUCUAAAUGGAGGAGGAAUAAGGGGAAUAGUCACGCUUGCCAUUCUCCGAGAGCUAGAACUGCGUCUAGGAGGGAUCCCCAUACACUCGUUCUUCGACCUUAUCGUUGGCACAAGUGUGGGAGGAAUCAUUGCGGCCGGCCUGGCGAAGAAGGGCUGGACUGCUACUGAGUGCGCCGAGAAGUUCAAAGAGCUCUGCGGCUCGGCGUUUGUCCCAACUUUCGUAGAAAAGUACGUGGGUCAAAGUCUUCCUUUCGACCGUCUCACCUUUCUCAUAGGCUACUUCUUACCUCGUUUCGACACUAAGGGUGUGGUGAACGCUCUGAUUGAGGCUUUUGGGCCUGGUUCCAACCUCUUUGGUGGCGGGCACGACCUUGCGACAGCAUUCCAGCCAAAGGUUGCUCGCGUGGCAACUGAAAGUGCUGGGAAAGCAGUCCUUGUAGCCGACUACAAUCGUGCAGGAUCCGAAAAUACCCACUGCGGGUUUAUACACCAAACGAAUCUUUCCGCCAGGUGGAAGAUCUGGGAGGCUGCUCGAGCAACAUCCGCUGCGCCAACUUGGUUUGAGAGAUACAGUCAUGCCUCAACUGGGAAGUCGUAUGUUGAUGGCGGCCUGAACCACAACAACCCCGUCUACGUCGCACGGCAAGAACACCAAUUACUCUGGCCGCAGUCUCCACUGGAUCUUCUCGUAUCCCUGGGAACCGGCUUAGUUGAAGAUAUAGAGGACACGACGCCUGCCGAGGAGCCUCCACCAAACCAAGGAGGCUGGAUCCGCUGGAAAAAGUGGUUAGGCUCGUUGGAGCUCAUCCAGACCGCCAUCAACCACAUCUCGAAUAGCCUCAACUCACAAAGGACUUGGGCUCAAUUCGAGAAAGACAACCAAUCUGAAAGGGAGCGGAUUAUCCGCCUGAACAAUAAGCUCAAUCCCCCCUUUGCUGAGUUGCACGACGUCCACAGGAUUCAAGGCCUCGAAGAAGAAACACGCCAAUACUGGCAGAAGGACAGGGAAUGCAAAGAAAUGCUCGACAGCUUGGCCAGAAGAUUGCUCGCCAGCUCGUUUUACUUUGUGGUCAACAGCACCGCGUCAUCGGAGCAUCAUUAUAGCGUCCAAGGAGAGAUUCGGUGCCGCUUCAGCAGGAGUGCCGAUACCAAAGAGAUCUCCAAGCUUGGGCAGUUAUUUGAGAGCAUUCAAGUUCAGGAUCCGUCCUACCCUUGCUUCGAGAUUUCGCAGGAGGGCUUCAUGUCCCAGAAGACAUUAGCGGUGACGGAGUCGGUCAUCAAGAGCAUGAUUGACUCCAACGAAUUCGUAUUCCCAGAGGGCCAGAGUGUUUCUAUUCAGCUUGGGGAUCGCAAUUCGAAGUGUGAGGUGGUGCUUUGCCUUGGACAGGAUGAGAGGUAUCACAUUAGCGGUUCCCCACGCACGAUGUCGAGGAUCUGUUGA